Molecule: messenger RNA, 592 nt
Organism: Arabidopsis arenosa
Lineage: Eukaryota; Viridiplantae; Streptophyta; Magnoliopsida; Brassicales; Brassicaceae
Source: the annotation of a GenBank genome assembly
GAGUGACCUUCACUUUGUCACUUGUUUUCUCCACACGCAAAGAAAAGGAAGCUCUCUAAACUCUCUCUCUGUGGUAAAAACUGAGAAACAUCAGAAUGGUGAAAAGAGGAGGAACGAAGACGAAGAUUGCGAUUAAGAAAAUCAUGAAGAAGAGUUCGCUGAGGCCUAUUUGCACUAAACGUCGUGAAGGACUUUUCAGUAAAGCCUCUCAGCUCGAUGGCGUUAUCUCCGCUUUUCUCUCCGGAAAGCGUCCUCAGGAUAACAAAGAGAUGAGAGACGAUGAUGUUGGUGUGUGUUUGACUCGUAAGGAUCUAGGGUUAGGGUUUUGGUGGGAGGACAAAAGUCUUAACAGAUCCGAGGAUCCUCAAGAGCUUAGUGACGCGAUGGAGUCCAUGUGGACGCUGUUGAGUAAUCUCAAGAAGUUUGUAACAGUUUUAGUACCGAUAACACAAAUAACCUUUCCAGUCUUCCAGAGCUUCACCGAGAGCUCAAGGAUAGGAGAAUACAGCUAGAAAGAUGAUUUUAACAAGAAGAAUCACCUCAAUAGAUCUGUAGUUCUACGGAUGAUGAUGAAUAUAGAUGAUGUAUGAGA